Molecule: messenger RNA, 553 nt
Organism: Pocillopora damicornis (cauliflower coral)
Lineage: Eukaryota; Metazoa; Cnidaria; Anthozoa; Scleractinia; Pocilloporidae
Product: thioredoxin
Molecular function (GO): protein-disulfide reductase activity
Source: RefSeq, a predicted model, not a curated record
GUACAUUCCCACUUCGAUAGUCGAUCGGGAAGUUCAGUCAAUUGACCGUGGAAAGUAAGGCCAUUAAUUGCCGGUUAAUCAUCUCAGAGAUCAGAUCAUCAACAGACUAAACAUGAAAAUACUUGAAACUGUGGAAGAAUUUGAUCAAUUCCUCAAAGAUGCUGGUUCAAAACUGGUUGUCAUAGACUUCUUUGCAGAUUGGUGUGGACCAUGCAAGAUGAUCGCCCCAAAAUUUUUGAAAAUGGCUGAUGAUUUCAAGGCAGAAGUGGAGUUUGCAAAGGUGAAUGUGGAUGAAAAUACGGAAACUGCUGAAAAAGAGGAGAUUUCAGCUAUGCCAACUUUUAAGUUUUACAAAAAUGGUGCUAAGAUAGAUGAAGUCACUGGAGCAAGAGAGGAUCAAAUUCUUGAAAAAAUCAAGAUUUAUAAAUGAUGACUUUGGAUUUCAAAGGGGAACAAGUUCUUCACACUGUUGAUUUUUCUUUCAAGAUUAUUGAUUGUAACAAACAUGCAUUAGAAAUACUGUACUUCAAUAAAAGUGAUAGACAUGUAUGAA